Oryzias melastigma (Indian medaka) is the source of this 1990-nucleotide messenger RNA. Its product is annotated as C-type lectin domain family 4 member M-like. The coding region runs from base 47 to 1720 and encodes 557 amino acids. The transcript is spliced from 22 exons. The record is from RefSeq and is a predicted model, not a curated record. Lineage: Eukaryota; Metazoa; Chordata; Actinopteri; Beloniformes; Adrianichthyidae.
AAAGGUGAACCACAGAAAACACUGUUGGUCUUGCUGGAACCAAGACAUGGAAAAAGAACAAGAAUAUGAAAUGUCUCUGUUUGGUAAAGGCAAAUAUGUUGUUUCAUGUGAGAAUUCUCAACAUCCCUAUCAAGACAUUAAACAGACUGGAGCUGCACAAGGAGUGAACGUGUACAGGCUGAUCGCCAUCACCGUUGGACUCGUGUGUGUUAUUCAGGCAGCUCUAAACAUUUCUCUAGGCUUUGCUCUCUAUGUUAAAGUCAAUAACAAAACUCUAACUCAAGAGCUAAAUGAGCUGCUAGAUAGCUUUGGUGCCGGUUCUGCAUGUGGAUUGAAAAGCUCUCUUGAAGAAGGAAGAAAUUGGAACAUAACUAUCCAUGAGUUGAAGGCCAAAAACCAGAAUCUGACUGAAGAGAGAGAUGAACUGAAGAUGAAGCUUAUGGUCUUAAAGUCGGAGCACAGUGCAAUGACUGCAGCAAAUGAAGAGUUGAAGAGGCUCAACUUGGAGAUGAAGGACACCAAUAACAACCUGACUCAAGAGAAAAAUGACCUGAAGACACAGUUGAAGGAUUUAGCUUUACAGCAUACUUCCCUGACAGAAGAGCGAGACGGGCUUAAGACAAUAAACUCUGGCAUCAGUGCCACCAACAAGAAUCUGACAAAAGAAAAAGAAGGGUUGGAAAAGAAGCUGAAAGACGUUGAAUUGCAGCAUUCCUCCCUGAAAGAAGAAAACAACGAGUUAAAGAUGAGCAAUUUUAGAACUGAGGAUGAAGUGAAACAACUGACUGAAGAGAGAACAAAGCUCAACAUAAUCUUGAAUGAUGUUGAAGCAAAGUGUAAUAUCCUGACUGUGGAAAAGAAUGAACUACAGAGGAAGUUGAUUGACUCUGCUUCUCUGCAUAAUUCCUUGACUGUAAAAAGAGAUGAGUUAAAGAGGACAAUUGCAGGUUUGGAGAUGAAGUCAAAGGUCCUGAUGGAGGAAAGAGACACUCUAGAGAGGAAGCUGAACACCAGCGUUUUACAGGAAACUUCUCUGACUAAAGCGAAAGAUGAACUGAAGAAGACCAUCACCGUGAUGGAGGCUAGGUCCAAUAUUUUGACGGCUGAACGAGAUCAGAUGAAGGAGAGCCUCAAAACCUGCAUUUCACAGAAAAAUGCACUGAUCACAGAGAGAGACUCACUGAAGAGGACAAACUCUGCCACUGAGGAAAAAUCUAAAAGCCUUACAUCAGAGAACGAUAAUCUGACCAGGAGGUUGAAUUCAUGCAGUAGUCAACAAACCAGUUUGGGACGUGAAAAAGAUGAACUUCAGACAAAACUGGAUGUCUUUGAUCGCUAUCUAAAACAAAAUUGGAUCUAUUUUAGUGGAAGCUUUUAUUAUAUUUCUACAACCGAGAAAUCUUGGCAAGACAGUCGAAUUGACUGUUGGGGAAGAGGUGCAGAUUUGAUCAUCAUUGGCAGCAAAGAAGAAAAUGAAUUUGCAAGGAAGUUCCAAAAGAGGGUGUGGAUUGGUCUGAGUGACAGACAAAUUGAAGGCCGCUGGAUUUGGCUUGAUGGAAGUGCAUUGAGGAAAAGCUUUUGGUACCCAGGAGAACCCAACAAUGAUGGAGACAGAGAAGACUGUGCAGAAAUGAAGUUUUUUAACAAGGAAAACAGCUGGAAUGACGCCCCAUGCACAAAUAAAUAUUUCUGGAUAUGUGAAAAGAAAACUGGUGUUUGAACAAAAUGCUGCUGUGUGGUAAACAUGGGAGUAAAAAAUCUCAAGUACCUUCCAUUGAAAUACUGCAAUUAUACAUUUCCUUUAAAUUUAAAUAUGUCAGUGUGAUUUUAACACAUUUAAUUCCGGAAAUGAAUGAGCUUUGUAAAAUAUAAAAACGGCAGAACAAUUUUUCCUCAAGUUUUGAUUUAAAAGAAAGCCAAAAAAUAUCUCUGAUUUUGUGAUUACUACCAAUUAUGUACCUUUUCAGGCAAAUAAAGCAUAUUUAAAAUC